Messenger RNA from Lachancea sp. 'fantastica', 2382 nucleotides. Lineage: Eukaryota; Fungi; Ascomycota; Saccharomycetes; Saccharomycetales; Saccharomycetaceae. The record is from the annotation of a GenBank genome assembly.
AUGGUGAAAAUGACACAAGAUGGAGUGCGAGAAACAGACUCCAAGCGGGUAAAAGUGUAUAUAUUGGAAGAUAAUGAGUGGAAAGACACUGGGACUGGAUUUUGCGUGGGAAAACUAAGCGAAAGUGAUGCACUGACGCCAGCAACGGGCGAGAGCGACGAGGAAACGGGGAGUUUAGCCGCUUAUUUGGUUGUCAACGACGAAGCUUCCCCAGACAAGACGCUUCUGUGGUCCAGACUGGAGGGAAACAUUGAAUAUCAGCGACAAGAAGAGACUCUUAUUGUGUGGAAAGACCUCUCCGGCCAAGAUAUAGCACUGAGUUUCGAAGAAAGCACAGGUUGUGACGCGCUUUGCGACUUCAUUAUUCAGAUCCAAAAAACUACAGAAAGCAACAUAUCGCUGAUAGCAGUUCGUUCUAAUGACGAUGGCAUGGGUUCUGUGCAUGAAAUCAUCACCGGUCCUGUGAAUCUGCCCAGUAAUGAAUUGCAACAAGACGAAAAAUCACUCAUGGAUGCGCUUAAAAUCUUUAACGAAAACAUGGCGUUUGAGUACUUGAGAACUGGCACUAUGGACUUUGUGCUUAAAACCGCUUAUUUACUCACUCUAAUACGCGUUUUUGAAAAUGCAGAAUCUAAACACCGGCUUCGCGAACUCCUGUUAUUGAGUAACAUCAUCAAAACUCUGACGCUUUAUAACCAUCGAGACGUUCUAGAGCAGAUGGUCGACGAUGAUCAUAUUAUGGGUAUCGUCGGAAUCCUAGAGUACGACACCGAAUUCCCCUUUAGUAAGGCGAACCACCGUGAUUAUCUGCUGCAGGCGGGUCCGCAUUUUAAAGAAGUGGUCCCGCUGAAAAGCGAGGAAAUCAAAAACAUCAUCAAAAAGACUUAUCGACUGCAAUUUCUCAAGGAUGUGGUUUUGGUACGGUUUUUGGAUGAUCAUACUUUCAGCAUGAUUUCAGAUGUGAUCUUGGAUUCACAGAACUGCAUUAUCGAUUUUAUACAAACGGAGCAUUUCCUUCAGAGGGUCAUGUCGUUAUUUGAGAUAGACGCUGAUAUGGAAAAGAAAAGGGAUGGUGUCCGUAUGUUACAUCAAUGUGUUCAGAUCACCAAGAACCUGGAACACGCAGAAAAGUCAAAAUUUUUCAAAGCUUUGGUAAGGGCGGGCCUCUUCAAAAUUUUUGAUUUUGCAUUUGGUAUGGAAACGGAUAGUGGGAUAAGGAUUCUGGCCACAGAUAUGGUAAUCAGUAUUAUCGAGCAUGACAUUUUGUUGAUCAAUGCGGUCCAAAGUGAGCAGCUCCAUCAGCCGCGUCUGAUGGAUCAAGAUCAAGAUCAGCGGCAAUUAGGCGAUACAUCGAGCUUAUCGCAAUCAAAUGCAUCGUCGGAUAUUUCCUUGUUAUCCAUUCUGUCCCAAAUUUUGAUAACGGAUAAGAAUAUGGGAUUGAAGGAACAGGUAGUACAAGCUCUAAACACCCUCCUACAUCCGGAGGGAUGCAUGGGCAUCGACCCCGAUUACAACGACCCUGGGAAUAUGGACAUAAUAAUGGGUCUGGAGGAUCAGCCGCGCAAUGGAAACGGGGAGAAUCCUGCCAUGGAUACUCUCAGUUUUCACAUGAAAGAGUAUUUCAGCAACUUCUAUACUCAGGUUGCACCUAUUCUUUUUGGACCAUUAAUGGAAGGCGUGUACGAAGAUUCAGAUGAGGAUGUGCUUCUCAUAUAUCUGGUGAAGUUGGUAAGCUUUGUAGCUGCCGAGCAUAACCGCCGGGUGUCACGAGAUUUCAUUUUGGAGCAUAACAUUCUUGCCAAUAUCAGCAAGCUUAUUACGUCGCCUCAUAUGCUGCAGUUGCAGCUUACCGCUGUUAGGUGCUUGAAAGGAAUAGUGAGCCUGAAUGACGAAUUCUACCACAAGUAUAUGAUUUCCAAUAACUUGUACGAACCCAUUUUCGAUUUACUGCGAAGAAACCUUCAUGAUGACAAUAUGGCGAACUCAUGUCUUCUCGAUUUUCUGAAAACAAUCGCUUCACAGGCGCUACAAGCUAAAGAGCACCAUUCGGGUGAGAUUUCGAAUUUCAUAUUGCUCAACAAACACCUCGUGGAAAACUUCAGGAAAGAUCUGAUGGCUGUUGAUUAUGUUCCUUUUACUCAGGAAAUGAUUAGGAUAUACGAUACAGAAGAAGAGCCAUACAACUGGGGGGCUGGAGGAAAAGGGAGGGCAAUCAAUGACGUUGCCAAAAGAACUUUUUCCGAGGCCUCGGAUUCUUUGAGCUCAUCAACGCAUUUCGAAGAAGAGGGCGUAACUUCGACUUUCAAAAAGGCAAUGGAGAAGCUGGCGGCUGCCCCCGCGCCGAGAUCUCUUGAGAAAGACUUCCUGGGCAAUGGAUCUUGA